GAUUACCUGACAGGGCCUCCUCUAAAGCGAGCACAGGGCGAUUUCAGCCGAUUCAUGCCCAAGAAUCCUGUGGCAUCUACAGAGCUGCAGUUCCUCAGGAUGCCUGGACGAGCCCUUUCAUUAAAAAGAAGCAAAGCGGGACUGCAAGAAUUUAGCAGCUCUCCGGUUCUGAGACUAAACUCUAGUUCGGACUAUGCGCGGCAGUUUUCAGGAGACGAAAACCUCGUGAAUAUAAACGAAAAACAGCUGCUGCAGGGGCUGAAUGAGCGCUUUGCCGGCUUUAUCGAUACGGUUCGUCAACUGGAAGAUCAAAACAAGUGUUUAGAAAAAGAAAUCGCCGAACUAAAACAAAAAGAAUGCUCCCCUUCCGAUUUAGCAGAAGUAUACGAUCCGGAGAUUAGAGAAUUGAGGAAACAGAUUCGAGAAAUGGCUCUCCAAAAGAGUCAGAUUGACCUGGAGCGCAUUGAUAUGCAAGAAGACUGCAGUGCUCUCGCUAUGAAGUUUGAAAAAGAAGUUCGGAACAGAUCAGAGUCCGAAAGUUACAUCGCGACUUUAAAGAAAGAUAUCAAUGACGCUCAGCUUUUAAAACUCGAAUUAGAAAAGAGAGUCGACGCCCUUGUUGCAGAAAUCACUUUCCUGAAGAAAAACCACCACGAAGAGGUGUCCGAAAUGAUGGCCCAAAUCCAACAGGCCCGCCUAACCGUGGAGGUGAAGGAGUGCGGGAAGGCGGACAUCACCGCGGCUUUGCGGGACAUCAGAAAGCAGCUUGAAGGUCACGCCAGCUCCAACAUCCAGCACGCCGAGGAGAGUUUCCGCACUCGCGUGGAAAACCUGACCAGAGCCGCGGAGAGCAGCAGCCAGGCGCUCCAGAGCACGACACAGGAGAUCCAGCAGCACCGCCGGCAGCUGCAGUCCAAGAGCCUGGAGCUGGAGACCGCCAAGGGCACCCGGGAGCUUCUGGAGAGACAGCUGUGUGACUUGGAGGAAAGGCACGACGGAGAAAUCAGUCAUUACCAGGAGACAAUCAAUCACCUGGAACUGGAGCUGAAUCUCACCAAAUCCGACAUGUCUGGUCACUUGAGGGAGUACAAGGAUCUGAUGAAUGUCAAAAUGGCACUGGACGCAGAGAUAGCAUCUUACAGGAAACUGUUGGAAGGAGAAGAGACUCGUCUGUCUUCAGUGUCUGGAUCCCAGAUUUCAUUGCCGUAUGCGUACAGACAACCUCCAAGUUACACAAAGGAGCAAAGCAGAGCCUCCAAGACAGAGCUACAGUACAAGUUCGUUGAGGAGAUCAUUACCGAAACAACAAAAGAAGCAGAGAUGACUGCGAUUGAAGAGGCAGAAUUGGAAACAAACAGAGAAGAGGAAGCAAGAGGGAAUGGGAGCAGAGAGGAAGAAGAGGCAGCUGAGGCAGAGGAGACACAGGAGAGAGAGGACACCCCAGAAUCAGAGGAACAACAUGAACAGUCAUCCCAUGAGGCUGAGGGGACACAGCAGAGAGAUGACACCCCAGAAUCAGAGGAACAACAUAAAGAGACAUCUCCUGAGGCUGAGGAGAGACAGCAGAGAGAUGACACCCCAGAAUCAGAGGAACAACAUAAAGAGACAUCUCCUGAGGCUGAGGAGACACAGCAGAGAGGGGACACACCAGAAUCAGAGGAGCAACAUGAACAGUCAUCUCCUGAGGCUGAGGAGGAAGGAGCAGCUGCAGUGAAACCAGAUGAGGGAGGUGCUGAUGAAGAUGAAUCUGGAGCAGAAGCAGCAGACGAGCCUGAGGAUGUCCAACAUGAGGGGAAGGUGGAAGAACACACCACACAGGAAGCUGUGCCAGAGGAAUCCCAUGAUGCAACAGAGACAUUGGAAGUAGUGAAAGAUGCUCCUGCAGAACAAACUGCAAAGGAGGUAAAUGACCAGGCGAAAAAAGAAGAAAGUGAAAUAGAGGGAAGGAAAGCAGAACUUGCAGCUGCAUCUGAAUCAAAGCAGACAAUCAGGGACAGGAUCCCAGAAAAGGAUGAAACAGAAGUAAGAGAAGACAGGCAAGACCAAUCUAAAACCGAGAAAGAAGCUUCUGGAGUAAAAGCCUUAAAGGAGGUGACAGACAGAGAGAAAACAGAAGAAAAGGCAGCAGAAGACAAACCUGUGUCUGAAGCUAAGUCCCAGAAGAGUGACAUUGAAGUGGCCCUGGAGAAGGAUGAGAAAGAAGAAGUGCAGUCAGAGGAGCCUUCUGAGGACACAACCCAGAGAGAGGAAACCAAAGAGUCUUCAGCAAGACCACAGGAGAGCCCAGUAAAAGAAACUGUAGAAGAUCAAUCAAAGGAGCACAGUGUUGUAGUGGAGGAAGUGGAGGCUGCAAAGGAAAAGAGCCCACAGAAAGAGACAGCACAGGAUCCCAAAGAAACAUCAGUCAGACCCACAGGAAAGGAGCUUACAAGACCUACGUGUGAAGAGGGUGAAGAAAAGCCCACUGGUGUCAGAGCAGAACUUGACACCAGUCAACACAGUCCUGCAGAGGAAAAGGUGGACACAGUGAUGGCAGCAGAGGUUUCUGAGUCUACACCUGAAAAGACCGUACAGGAAACAGAAGACAAACAGGCAUCCAAACACCUCCUGACAGAGGAAAGAGCAGAACCACUGGCAUCAGAAAAGGGGGCUUCAGGACCCGAGAUUGAAGCAGAGACAACAGCUGCAGGUGCUGAAACUGAAUCCACAGACCUUCAGGAACAGGAGAGUGUGAGUGAAGUCAAGCCCACAGAGAGCAGCGGUGACAAGAGUGACCACACCCACGAGAGAGCAGAGUCAACGGUCAAGGCCAGCGAUUCAGUGGACAGAGACUCACAGAAGGAAGACACAUCCGCUGAUCAGAAAGACGCAGCUAAAGAAUCAGAAGGUUCCCAGAAGCUGGAGUUGACACUGUGUCCUAAAGAAGGACUGGAAGCUGACAGCUUUCCAGGCACCAGGGAGAAGAAGGAUAAAGAACCAGAGGAACCAACACAACAGGAACAGGAGGGAAGAGCUGAACAGAAACAAGAUCCAGUGAAGGAACUCAGCGCAGGACCGAAAUCUCAAGACCCUUCAGCCCAAAGGGAGAGACCAUCUGAAAGCACAAAGACAGACAAGCGGGGGGACAUGAAGCACACAGAGGGGAUUCCACAGAAAGAGAAGCAACUGGAGAGGCCAGGCAGCCCAGGGCCCGAUACCAAGGAAUUAACUGCCAGCAGCUCCACAGACCUUAAAGCAGUCAAGGACACAGAAGUGCCUUCAGAAGACUCACAGGUAGCAGUAGAAAUCAAAGAGCAACAGAUUCUGCCCUCUGACUUGAAAGCAAAGAAAGAACCCGAAACAGAGUUAAGAGAAGAAGUCAGACCCACCAUUCAAGAGAAUAGGCUUGAUGGAAGGGGAGAUGUCACUGAGUCUGUGACUAAGACUAAAGAGGAAGAUACAAAAGUGCCAGAAAAGGAAUGUCAGCCUGAGACAAGUAAGCAACCACUAGCUGAACCCAAGGCUGAACAGAAAGGAGUUGUAGACGAGGCAAAAUGUUAACCAAAAAGAAAUAAAUACGAGAAGAUGCACGUGGAAAGCUCUAGCUAAGCAAGAAACAGUAAAUAAAAAGCAUGAUUAGAAAAACAAAUUCCAGCUCUAAAAACUGAAAGAAGUUGCUGGUAUGAUAUGUGAGAAUUGUAGUACUGUGCAAACCAGGCAGUUAAGCUCAGUUGUUUUGAAUGUAUGUUGCUGUUAUUCAAUGUUCUCCUAUAAAUACUGUAAUUGAUCACUACAGAACUGCCUUCUAAAGUUAAAUAAAUGAU
Molecule: messenger RNA, 3803 nt
Organism: Lepisosteus oculatus (spotted gar)
Lineage: Eukaryota; Metazoa; Chordata; Actinopteri; Semionotiformes; Lepisosteidae
Source: RefSeq, a predicted model, not a curated record